AUGUCAUUUAGUCCUGCAAUGUUAUCAACACCACCCAAUGAGGUUCACGAAAUCCCCGAUGACUACGAUGUAAGUGAUUUAGAACAAGAAAAUGAUUUGAUAGUGUUGACCAAUCAAAUCACUCCUGAUGAAUUGGUAAAUAAUGAAGAUAUACGAACCACUGAAGAAUUAAUAGAAUCAAGUAGAAGAGAAAAAGAAUUAGAACAGGGGGUUUUCAGAUUCAAUGUAUGGGAUUUCCUUAAGAAAGGAGCCAUCAACAUGAUAUUACCGUUUAUCAAUGGAUUGAUGUUGGGAUUUGGUGAAAUAUUGGCUCAUGAAAUAGGUUUUAAAUAUGGUUGGACAGGUGCUAGAGUUGUUCCCGAAAGAAGGAUGCAAAGACAGCCUUCUAAGUUUUUAUGA
This is a messenger RNA of Yamadazyma jaroonii, 399 nucleotides long. The record is from the annotation of a GenBank genome assembly. NCBI's taxonomy places the organism in Eukaryota, Fungi, Ascomycota, Pichiomycetes, Serinales, Debaryomycetaceae.